Messenger RNA from Paraglomus occultum, 822 nucleotides. The record is from the annotation of a GenBank genome assembly. Lineage: Eukaryota; Fungi; Glomeromycota; Glomeromycetes; Paraglomerales; Paraglomeraceae.
GCUCCGAAUCAACAGGCGAACCCGAUUCCAUAUUAUCCUCCCCCAUCAUAUCCACCGCCAGAUGAUGGGCAACAACAGAGGAUAACCAAUCAGGCCCAAGUUGAGUAUAGUCCUGCCGGUGCACAUCCCGAAGAAACGACAGCCACAGUUGAUUCUAGCAGGCCGGUUAUUCAUAGGCCUCAGCAAGCACAACCCGUAACCGUUCAAAAUAUUGUCCGAAAGCCGCCUGUAAAGCCGCCAAAAAUUGGAUUGGAAAAUUUUGAUUUCCUUGCUGUACUGGGUAAAGGCAAUUUUGGCAAGGUGAUGCUUGCUGAGGAGAAAGCUUCUAAGCGUUUAUAUGCCAUCAAAGUUCUCAAGAAGGAAUACAUUAUCGAAAACGAUGAAGUCGAAAGUACUCGGUCGGAAAAGCGUGUCUUCCAAGCUGCCAAUCGAGAGCGACAUCCGUUUUUAGUUGGAUUGCAUUCGUGUUUCCAGACAGAGACGCGUAUCUACUUUGUUAUGGAGUAUGUUAGUGGUGGUGAUUUGAUGUUGCAUAUUCAACGAGAGCAGUUUACCCCUCGUCGAGCUCAAUUUUAUGCCGCUGAAGUGUUGCUUGCUUUGGAAUAUUUCCAUAAACAAGGCAUUAUAUACCGAGAUCUCAAACUCGACAACAUUCUUCUUGCAUUAGACGGUCAUAUUAAGAUAGCAGAUUAUGGUUUAUGCAAGGAAGAAAUGUGGUAUGGCAACACAACAAACACGUUCUGUGGAACGCCUGAAUUUAUGGCACCUGAGAUCCUCCUAGAGAAGAGAUAUGGACGUGCAGUGGAUUGGUGGGCAUUCGGA